AUGAAGACGCACGCUUGUCAAUAUCCAAGUUGCACCAAAAGCUUCACCCGCGCCGAACAUCUGCGUCGACAUGCGCUUAAUCACGAGCAGCCGCGUCAUGGAUUCACCUGUGAGCGCUGUUCUGUGCACUUUCAGCGGCCAGAUUUGCUAGAACGGCAUAUGGAACGGCAUAAUAAACGAGACACAGAGGCAGGUGGACCGGGACUCGGUGUAUUGAAAACACGCAAACGAACCCGGAGAGCUGGUGAUGGAACCAUUGUUGUACGUCCGUCGCAGCGAGAAAUAAGAUCGGCCGUACGAUCCUCGAUCUCAACUGCCAGUUCCGAUCGGGGUUGGACGGAGGGAGAAGAGGAUUUCGCCAACCAUGCACCUCUGUCACCCCCUGGCUCUGGGACGGACCUGACUACACUCUCCAUUGACGAGCAUGAUCCAUUUUUGGCUCCUAUGAUGCCUGGAGGCCCUUUUGAGCCAUAUGUUGAACCUGUUCCUGGACAAUUUGACGCAGCGGAUGGGUCAUUCAAUGCCGGCGAUGGGAUGGGUGAUUUUUUUGGAAUGGACACAGCGACCGAUUUCAAUCUGCCAUUUGCUGCAACUUGCAAUUAUAAUUGGCUGUUCGAUGUCGCCUCUCUCGAUGACGCCUUCCACCAUUUCGACUUUCCAUUGGGAUUCGACACAGGACCAUUCGCAGAGAGUAUGGAACAAGUCAACACGCAUAAUAUGGACAAAAACGACGGUCCUUCCGCUUUGUUGGAGGUCGCCUCGAUGAUGGACAGGAUUCAAACGCUACAGGAGACGCUGCCAUCAGUCACACCAGAUCUGGUGGAGAUGGACUGGAUGUCUGGAUCAUCUUAUCUGGGUUCGAACCCGCCUCAAAACUUACCACGACUAUCUGAAGAUGCUAGAACGGGAAUUUUGUCUAUCGUAGCUCAAACGCACCCUAUGGGGAUUGAUGGACAGCCGAUGGCUCUGAAUUCCCCAUUACUCACGUUGACCGCGUUGCAGAAAUACUGUGAUCUAUUCUUCACUCGCUUCAAUGUUACAUACCCACUGAUUCAUCAGCCAACCUUCAACCCAAGUACCGUUGAUCCAAUCCUGCUUGCGGCCAUUUUGUUCAUGGGGGCUACUUACGGCACACGCGAAGCACACCAACUGGCAGUGGGAGUUCAUGACAACCUUCGAAUCCAACUUCUGGGACAUCCUGGCUUUUCGCCGCAGCCUGAUCUUUGGGUUCUACAAGCCAUGCUCCUGAUUGACUGUUUUGGAAAGAUGAGAGCGGGUCCAAAGCAGCGGGAGAAUGCUCAACUCUUCCACUGUGUUCUCAUAAAACUUAUUCGUCGCAGUACUUGCUGCAGCAUCCAGGACUCGCCUCUAGCUCAGUCGGAUGAUCUGGAGCAUGCGUGGAGACAGAGCAUGGAUCUCGAACAGAGGAAGCGUCUGGCUAUGCUUUGCUUUAUGUGGGAUACUCAGCACGCAGUCUUAUUCUCGCAGUCUCUGUGUAUGUCCGCCUUCGAGAUUAGAUCGUCCCUACCAUGCAGUAGCGCCGCAUGGGAAGCAUCGUCCGCUCGGGAGUGGGUCAAUCUGGCUGCUCGUGAGACAAAUCGACCCUUCCUCACAGUCCUCAAGGGUUAUAUCACCCCAGGAGCAUUGCCCCGUCCUCGUGAUUUGAAUGUGUUCGCGCGCUCUGUGAUUCUGCACGGCUUGAUGUCAGUAUCGGCCGAUCUGAAGCGCCGUGAUCAGACUACACUCCGAUCAGAGACCCCAGAAAAAGUCGGAGCAUGGAUCCCACGCAUGAGCCGCUCAUAUGAUCUUUGGAAGGUAGACUUUGACGCGGAUUGUCUAGCCAUGAAACUAGCCCAGACAGCCGACCAGCGCCGCUUUACCGGGCUGAAAGUGGCAUCGCAUGCUCUUUACCAUGCAGCAUGUCUUGCCUUGAAUGUCGAGAUUCUUGAUUUGCAGGUCGUUGCUGGUGCAACCAAUAUCCUCGGACGGACUGUAACCCCAGCGGAUCAGUCGCGAUCUCAGCGAAAUGUUCUUCGCUGGCUACAUGAGGACUCGGGUGCAUCUUGGGCUGCCGCGCGGCACUCGUCAACUCUACUCCAAGAUGCUGUGCUUAGUCUCCAUGACUGGGAUCAAACGGACGCUUUUCAUUUUCCUUGGUGCUUGUACCUGACUACACUGACUUGUUGGGUAUUUCACCGGGGAAUGGAUCUUUCUUGCUCAGAAUCCCGGAUUACCACGGAUCUGUCUUCAUUGAUUGUGAUGAUGACCAAUUGUCCGAGUGAGACGGAGUUGGCUGCCUUAUCAGGGAAGUAUGAUCCUAAGCCUUUGGCAGCAGCCAUGGCACAACAGUUGGCAACUGUUCGGUGGGCUGUAGUACACGAUGCAAUGAAGGUUUUACUGAGCUUGUCUUAA
Molecule: messenger RNA, 2412 nt
Organism: Penicillium pulvis
Lineage: Eukaryota; Fungi; Ascomycota; Eurotiomycetes; Eurotiales; Aspergillaceae
Exons: 3
Coding region: 1-2412 (803 amino acids)
Biological process (GO): DNA-templated transcription; regulation of transcription by RNA polymerase II
Cellular component (GO): chromatin
Molecular function (GO): DNA-binding transcription factor activity, RNA polymerase II-specific; zinc ion binding; RNA polymerase II cis-regulatory region sequence-specific DNA binding
Source: RefSeq, a predicted model, not a curated record